Molecule: messenger RNA, 1643 nt
Organism: Ixodes scapularis (black-legged tick)
Lineage: Eukaryota; Metazoa; Arthropoda; Arachnida; Ixodida; Ixodidae
Product: putative nuclease HARBI1
Exons: 4
Coding region: 193-1326 (377 amino acids)
Source: RefSeq, a predicted model, not a curated record
UUCAUAGAUGUAACUUGACUCGAACUUGACUUGAAGCCGUCUUGAAAAGACGCCAUCGCGUUUCAUAAAUCCUCCUUGACUUGAAACGCGAACUUGAAGCGAUCUUGACUUGAUCCAAAUCUUCAAAAUUUCAAGACAGCGUUGUACCUGUCUUGAACGUGACUUGAGCUUGACUUGGGCGAGUUUUCCAAGAUGUCGGCUUCCGACGUCGCUCGGAGAAUCGCGGCGUUCGAGUUUGCCUCCCGCGCCUCUGACCUCAUCUUCGGCAACGUGUACGCGUUACCGAGAGUCCCGCGGCCAUCGGUUCGAGACCGCGAAAACCCAAUGGAGAGGUACAACGACGGGCAGUUCCUCGCGCGGUACCGCUUCACGAAGGGAACCGUGCGGGAGCUGCUCGCCACGCUACCUCUUCAAGCGAGCGCUGACAACAGGGGUCUGCCGCUGCCCCCAAUGCUGCAACUCCUGGUGACCCUGCGGUUCUACGGUGCCGGGGCGUUUCAGAUUGUCACGGGGGACCUCGUCAACGUGUCCCAGCCGACAGUCUGCCGCACGGUCGGAGUCGUGACGCGCCUGAUCGCACGGCAUCUGUUCAAAGAACUCGUGCAUUUUCCGGACGCUUCCCAAUUAAACACUGUGAUGCGCGAAUUCUUCGAGAUCGCCGGAUUCCCCGGCGUUACGGGCUGCAUUGACUGUACCCACGUGCGAAUUAACAGCCCCGGCGGUGACGACGCGGAAGUAUACCGCAACCGCAAAGGAGUGUUCUCCAUCAAUGUCCAGGCUGUCACCGGUCCGCAGCUUCAGUUUUUUGAUGUCGUGGCAAGCUGGCCCGGGUCUGUCCACGACAGCCGCAUCUUUGACAAUUCGAGGCUGCGGGUCAUGUACGAGGAGCACCGACUGCCCGGGCAUCUGCUGGGAGACAUGGGCUAUGCAUGCUUCCGCUUUCUAAUGACUCCCCUUGCACAGCCCGUUAGAGCAGACACACCACGGGGCAGGUACAACAAGGCCCACAUAAAAACGCGAAACACUGUCGAAAGGGCGUUUGGAGUUUGGAAGCGGCGCUUCCCUUGCUUGGAUAUGCGGCUCCAGCAUAAGCCUGGUCGCUCUGCCAGCAUUGUGACGGCCUGUGCUGCCCUGCACAACCUGGCAUGCCUGAGGAGGGAGCCGCAGCCUCCACCGCCUCCACCUCCACCAGUCAGGCGCAGGGUCCGCAACAACAGGAGGAGGGCCAGGCGACCGGUACACCUGCCCCCCGUUGAUGCCGUGGAGGACACCCUGACGGGCAUCCAGACUCGAGAGAUCAUCAUUGAGAAAAACUUCACUUAUUAGAGGCUGUUGUCAUGGUGCCACUGCAGCAGGCAGAGAUGGAGGGCAUGCUCCUGCCCUGAGAGAGCCAACCUUCUUCCCCUGGCGACUUUUCUAGGGACACCAUUAACCAUUUGGCCUUUGGGUGGCCUGGUCACAAUCGCUGCCAACCACCACGGCUACCUACCUACAUUCCUGCCACAGCUUGCACAAGUUCCAGCUCCAUCAUUGCUGCAGCAAAGCAACAACAUCAGACUGAGCUGUGUUGGUGCCACUGUGCCGCAAAACAUAUGUAUCCAUUGAAGGAGCACUGCAAUAAAAAUUAAAAUGUAUCUAUUUCA